Nerophis lumbriciformis (worm pipefish) is the source of this 375-nucleotide messenger RNA. The record is from RefSeq and is a predicted model, not a curated record. Lineage: Eukaryota; Metazoa; Chordata; Actinopteri; Syngnathiformes; Syngnathidae.
AUGGCUGCAUUGAGAGCGUCCUACCACAGGAUUCUGGACCGGAUCGAGCAUAUGCUGCCCGCCAAACUGAGACCGCUGUACAACCACCCGGCAGGUCCCAAAACCGUGUUCUUCUGGGCUCCGAUGUUCAAAUGGGGCCUGGUUGCAGCAGGUUUGGCUGACAUGACGCGACCAGCGGAAAAACUGAGUACCUCCCAGUCUGCGGUACUGACGGCAACCGGCCUUAUCUGGUCCAGAUAUUCGCUGGUCAUUGUCCCAAAGAACUGGAACCUGUUUGCUGUCAACUUCUUUUUGGGAUGCGCUGGAGGCUCACAGCUCUACAGGAUUUGGAGAUACAAUCAGGAUCAAAAGGCUCAGGGAGCAAUACAAUCCUGA